UUCUCCCUGGCGUCGCGCAGAGCCGCUGGGGUGCGGUUUCUCACGGUCUCCCGCCGUCCCUGCCUAAUGAGCUGCACCAGAAUGAUCCAGGUUUUGGAUCCACGCCCUUUGACAAGUUCAGUCAUGCCAGUGGAUGUGGCCAUGAGGCUUUGCUUGGCUCAUUCGCCACCUCUGAAGAGUUUCCUGGGUCCUUACAAUGAAUUUCAAAGAAAAAAUUUUGUGAAUAAAUUGAAGCCUUUGAAACCAUGUCUCAACCUCAAACAGGAAACCAAAUCACAGAAUGAGUGGAAACACUCACACAACCAAGCCAAAAAGCGGGUUGUGUUUGCUGACUCCAAGGGCCUGUCUCUCACUGCUAUCCAUGUCUUCUCUGACCUCCCAGAAGAACCUGCAUGGGAUCUCCAGUUUGAUCUCUUGGACCUUAAUGAUAUCUCCUCUGGCUUAAAACUCCAUGAGGAGAAAAACUUGAUUUUAGAUUUUCCUCAACCUUCAACUGAUUACUUAAGUUUCCGGAACCACUUUCAGAAGAACUUAGUCUGUCUGGAGAACUGCUCUUUGCAAGAACGAACAGUGACUGGGACAAUCAAAGUGAAAAACAUAAGCUUUGAGAAGAGGGUUCAGGUCCGAAUUACAUUUGACACCUGGAAGAGCUACACCGAUGUGGACUGUGUCUAUAUGAAGAAUGUGUACAGCAGCUCAGAUAGUGACACCUUCUCAUUUGUCAUUGACUUACCUCCUGUCAUUCCAACUGAGGAGCAAAUUGAGUUCUGCAUUUCUUACCAUGCUAAUGGGCAGAUCUUCUGGGACAACAACGAGGGUCAGAAUUACAGAAUUGUCCAUGUCCAGUGGAAACCUGAUGGAGUACAGACACAGAUGACACCUCAAGACUCUGCAUUUCACCCAGUGCCCCCUAAGACUGAGUUAGAGUCACCAAUCUUUGGAAGUCCGAGGCUAGCAAGUGGGCUGUUCCCAGAAUGGCAGAGCUGGGGAAGAAUGGAGAACUUGGCCUCUUACAGAUGAAUUAAGCAACCUAGUGACUGGUCUUGACCUGUCAUAGUCCCUAUGCAAUUCUAGGUCUGUAUUGCUCAAUAUUAGGAAGUGUCUGCUACUUUCCAUCAGUAGGUUUAGGUUUGAGCUUUUGAGGCCUGGCUACAGAAAAUAGAGCCACUUGGGAACUUAGCAUUGGGGUUCAUAAAGAUGAUGCUACCCAUUUGUUUUGGAGGAUCAAGUAACAGCCUGGGAGCUAUCUUUAUUAUAGUAAUAUUUUUUUAGUGCCCUUCCUCCCUCCCUUGCAGUUCACUAGCUUUCAGGUUGGGGAAGGAGAAGUUGAGGAAGGCCAACGGAGGGUGAUGGAAAGCUGUGUUAAUGGUCUGAGGAACGUGUGAAAGGUGUACACUAAGGGCUCUGAAGCUGAAGUCAGUAGGAGUGGGAGGUCUGAUAAUUGUUGGUGAGAAAAUGUAAGGUUGGCUUGUGUUUUAAAGUUGGUUUUACAGUUUUCUCUUGGAGAAAUAACUCAGAGGGGAAAGAGAUCCAUUCUAUGUACUCUUGUAGAGAAAAGCCAAAUAAACUUUCAGGGUGUUGGAUGGUCUGGGGGAAGAUGAACUAUAAUUCUGGAGACUCGAGAUCUUAAGUGAAAUCUUUCUGUUUAAACGUGGUCUAUCAAAAAUCAUGAGUUGAGGCAAGUUUAACCACAUCUGGCUUUCAAGUCCUAAUGUGACAAGUGACUGUGAUCAAGGCAUCAUACUCGGGUUCUUGGUACAGAACGCUGUCUAAUAAAAGUAAUGCCAUCACCAAUGGCUAGCAUGUCAUGAUGGCCCUUUAUAAGUGCCUUAGUUAAACCAGAACACUGUAGUUGUUUAACCCACAUAUCUGAUAACUCAUGAGUUUUUGGCCUCACAUGAAGGUCCACUCAUUGCUCCUGAAAUACUGUUGUAUCUUCAGGAGUGUUGUCAAUGUACACAACUCACAUCCUUCAUAUUGAAGGUGACUCAUUUUUCUGCUAUGCUUUUUUGAUGUGAAGUUUGAAGUGAGGACUGAGACUAGGGUUCUCAAUGCAAGAAUCCAGUACCUUGAACAUAGAAGUAGCUAUCUCUUGCCUAUUUUUAUCUUGUUUUUAAAAUUUCUUUUGUAGUUAAAAAUGUUUUUUUUUUUAAAUGAAUGUGAACUGUUUGGAAUUUGAGUUCUUUUCAUGUGUGCAUAAAUCCAGUCAGUAAGAUCUCGAGGACAGGAGUCCAAGAAUGUUUGCCGUUAUCAUUGUGCAUGUCCAUUGAAGAAGUGUUGAGAGGAUGCAGUUAAUUUUAACACGUGUUAUCUGCCAUGCUGGAAAAGUACUAGUGGAGUAACUUUGCUGUGACAUUAUUUGAGCUUUGGCUAGCAUACAUAAUUUUUCUACUGUAAAUGUUUGACUUUCGUCUAGCUAUCCUUUGUGGGCUUCUCACUUUAAGAAUAAAUGUGUUUGAUAAAGAUCUGAGACUGUUUUCUUUCUCAAAGUCAUAAUUAGUCAAGUAAGAAACUAUCAACUGACAUUCCUCUGUU
Castor canadensis (American beaver) is the source of this 2535-nucleotide messenger RNA. RefSeq names its product protein phosphatase 1 regulatory subunit 3C (gene Ppp1r3c). Gene Ontology annotation, molecular function: glycogen binding; protein phosphatase 1 binding. Gene Ontology annotation, cellular component: protein phosphatase type 1 complex. NCBI's taxonomy places the organism in Eukaryota, Metazoa, Chordata, Mammalia, Rodentia, Castoridae. The record is from RefSeq and is a predicted model, not a curated record. Gene Ontology annotation, biological process: regulation of glycogen biosynthetic process.